GUUACUUAUUCCUUAAUAUUCUUUACUCUGUGUGUAGAUACCGCCUCAUUGGUUCCUCCUCUGCUAUGUGCAUCAUCUCUGAUCAGAGCGUUGCCUGGGAUGCCGAGGCACCUAUUUGUGAAUCAAUUCCUUGUGAGAUACCCCCAAGCAUUCCCAAUGGAGAUUUCUUCAGUCCUAACAGAGAAGAUUUUCAUUAUGGAAUGGUAGUUACCUACCAGUGCAACACUGAUGCGAGAGGGAAGAAGCUCUUUAACCUGGUGGGUGAGCCCUCCUUACACUGUACCAGCAUCGAUGGUCAAGUUGGAGUCUGGAGUGGCCCUCCUCCUCAGUGCAUUGAACUCAACAAAUGUACUCCUCCCCAUGUUGAAAAUGCAGUCAUAGUGUCUGAAAACAAAAGCUUGUUUUCCUUAAGGGAUAUGGUGGAGUUUAGAUGUCAGGAUGGCUUUAUGAUGAAAGGAGACAGCAGUGUGUAUUGUCGAUCCCUAAACAGAUGGGAGCCUCAGUUACCAAGCUGCUUCAAGGUGAAAUCCUGUGGUGCUUUCCCGGACGAGCUUCCUAAUGGGCGUGUAUCCGUUCCACAAAAUCUUCAACCCGGGGCCAAAGUGACCUUUGUUUGUAAUACAGGGUAUCAAUUAAAAGGCAAUUCUGCUAGUCAUUGUGUUCUUGAUGGAGUGGAAAGCAUUUGGAAUAGCAGUGUUCCUGUGUGUGAACAAGUGAUAUGUAAACUCCCUCAGGAUAUGAGUGGAUUCCAGAAAGGGUUGCAAAUGAAAAAAGAUUAUUACUAUGGAGAUAAUGUAGCCUUGGAAUGUAAGGAUGGGUAUACUCUAAAAGGCAGUUCUCAGAGCCAGUGCCAGUCCGAUGCCAGCUGGGAUCCUCCUCUGCCCAAAUGUGUCUCUAAAGUGAUAUGUAAACUCCCUCAGGAUAUGAGUGGAUUCCAGAAAGGGUUGCAAAUGAAAAAAGAUUAUUACUAUGGAGAUAAUGUAGCCUUGGAAUGUGAGGAUGGGUAUACUCUAAAAGGCAGUUCUCAGAGCCAGUGCCAGUCCGAUGCCAGCUGGGAUCCUCCUCUGCCCAAAUGUGUCUCUAGCUCAAACAGUGGUCUAAUAGCUGGAAUUUUCAUUGGGAUAAUCAUCGUUAUUUUAUCCAUCAUUUUUUCCUAUUGGAUGAUUAUGAAGUUUAAAAAACGCAAUUCCACCAAUGAAAAGUGUAAAGAAGUGGGUAUCUAUUUAAAUUCUAAAGAAGACAGCUGUGUUCAGCCUCAGUCUCUGCUCACAAGUCAGGAGAACAACAGUACCAGUAACCCAGCACGGAAUUCACUCACUCAAGAAGUCUAAUAGCCGCCAUGCACAGUGAUGUCUCUGAAACGCAAAACAUUUCCUGUCUGUAUCACUUUUAAAAUAAACUAUUUUCUUUUAAAAUCUAGAUGUGUUGUUCAUACAUAAGGAAUGCCACAAACUCAUGGCCACUCAGGAUAUUUAACUUGUUUCAAAAAUAAAAAUAAAUAAAAAUAAAAA
Messenger RNA from Rattus rattus (black rat), 1511 nucleotides. Its product is annotated as complement component receptor 1-like protein. The transcript has 10 exons. Bases 66 to 1331 code for a protein of 421 amino acids. Gene Ontology annotation, biological process: negative regulation of complement activation, classical pathway. NCBI's taxonomy places the organism in Eukaryota, Metazoa, Chordata, Mammalia, Rodentia, Muridae. The record is from RefSeq and is a predicted model, not a curated record.